Symbiodinium pilosum is the source of this 1662-nucleotide messenger RNA. NCBI's taxonomy places the organism in Eukaryota, Dinophyceae, Suessiales, Symbiodiniaceae. The record is from the annotation of a GenBank genome assembly.
AUGCCGGCAAGUCAGCGAGUGUAUUUCCAUGCAGGGGAGGCCAUGCUAUCCGAGAAAGCAAGACCCUGGAUCUUGCGCCCGUCAUCGAAGCCACGACUCAUAUGGGACAUCUUGGCCCUGGUGGUUAUUGUUUAUGACCUCGUUUCGGUCCCACUGCAGGUUUUCCACCUGAGUUCAUCGCUACUGGAUGUCCAGAGGGCCCUGCAAAUCUUCACUACUCUGUUCUGGUUGCUUGACAUCCCUACCAACUUUCUGACGGCAGUCUACGUGAACGGUGCGCUGCAAUUGGAUUACAGGAGCAUCGCCCGGGCAUAUGCUCGCUCUUGGCUAUGUUUUGACAUAUUGGUUCUGAUCCCGGACAUCGUGACAAUACUGGAGGGAGAUAUGGAUUCGGAUUCUGCGGCCAGCACAGACAGCAUAGGCCUCCUUCGAGCAGUGCGGGCUGGCCGUUUACUUCGAUUGGUGCGGUUCCUGCGCUUGCUGAGGUUGGCAAAGCUCCUGCAGGUGCUUCAGGUGCUUUCCUCGAGAAUCAACCACGAGUUGGUGUUGGUGCUGUUCAACAUUGCGAAGAUGACUUUUCUGACCGCUUAUCUGGGCCAUCUGCUCUCCUGCAUCUGGUUUGCUGUUGGUGACGUCCAGGACGGCUGGGUCUACACCAAGGGCCUAAAUGGAGCUUCAGUGGAGAUGCAGUAUCUGACCUCCCUUGAGUGGGCUUUGUCUCGUAUUCAUCCCUCCGCCAUGCAGAGCAACAUGUCUCUACAAACUGGUCCAGAACGAGCUUUGGCUAUUGCUGCCAGCUUUCUCGCGCUGGGGGUCUCCUCCAUCUUCAUUAGCAGCAUCACCAACACUAUGGCCGACAUUGGCCGCGAGCGCCAGCGGAAGAAGCAGAUUCUCCUCUCAGUGCGAGAGUAUUGCGGUUCACAUCGUAUUUCCUCCGGCCACACGCUUCGCAUCAAGAAGUACGUGGAGCGCGAACAUCAUCGGAAGAAAUCAAGGCAGUUGCACUUGGAGUUGUUGGAGACCUUGCCGCAGGACAUGCUCUUUGAGCUCUUCCAUGAGGGACGCAGCCAAGCAUUGCAGCACCAUUCCCUGUUCGACCAGCUGGGUCGGAUCGAUCCUGUAAUGGAGCUCAACUUCUGCAACAAGGUUGUCACGGAGCUUCAUGUCAUCGCUCUGGACAAGGUGUUCAAAUCAGGUGACACUGGCAAGGCCAUGUACAUUCCUGCUACCGGGCAGUGCUACUACGAGUACCUGCCGCCAGACCUUCCAACAGCCCCCGCACCGCAGACAAAGCGCAGCAUAGUGAGCCAGUUCAUUCGGAGGCUGAGUCUGAGAAGUCUCGAGUCUAAAGUGGCGCCGACGGAUGCGGCCACUAUCAGCCCUGUGUGGCAGAACGAGUGCUUGAGCGAAUGCUCUUUGUGGGUGCACGGAUGGAAGCAUAGAGGCAACUUGCAGGCCGCAUCAGAUGGCAGACUGAUCACCGUGCAGGUGAACAAGUUCGGCGAGUUCUUGCAAGAUUUUCCGGGAACGCUAGUGGACACGGUGGUGUACGCUCGCUUUUACAUGGACGCGCUGAACAAGCACUUGAUCAUGGGAGAGCAAUUACCGACUUGCCUCUUCCAGGAUCUGAAAGGGAGGAGACCUCGACAUCCUGGCACGUGA